Messenger RNA from Homarus americanus (American lobster), 3863 nucleotides. RefSeq lists its product as uncharacterized. Gene Ontology annotation, cellular component: membrane; neuron projection; synapse. NCBI's taxonomy places the organism in Eukaryota, Metazoa, Arthropoda, Malacostraca, Decapoda, Nephropidae. The coding region runs from base 1 to 2691 and encodes 896 amino acids. The record is from RefSeq and is a predicted model, not a curated record. Gene Ontology annotation, molecular function: protein binding; extracellular ligand-gated monoatomic ion channel activity; neurotransmitter receptor activity. Gene Ontology annotation, biological process: signal transduction; nervous system process; chemical synaptic transmission. The transcript is spliced from 8 exons.
AUGUCUGAGGAGCGGCUCUGGCGUGACCUGAGUCAGUGUGCCAUGUCUGAGGAGCGGCUCUGGUGUGACCUGAGUCAGUGUGCCAUGUCUGAGGAGCGGCUCUGGCGUGACCUGAGUUCCGUAGGAGGGACAGACAAAAGCAGGGAUGGUGUAAACGUGUUUGGGAUGCAGCUGGAUAUGUGGUCUCCGCCGCGGAGUGAUGUGGUCGCCAAAUACAACCUCUCUCUCAAGUUCCCACAGGGGGAGAUAUCGAAUCUAGAGACAGUGAGUGUUUGCUACUGGGUCCAGCCUACUACUCUCGCCUCCUACGAGACUCACCUGUCACUGGCAGUAUCGGACCAAGAGAAUGAUGUCCUUCACCUGUAUCGUCGAGGCGAGCAUCUUGGUUUCUACUACAACGGUGUGAGACAGUUUGGCUUUCCUAACCUGACCAGCAGUAUUGGUCUGCACGUGUGGAGUCACUACUGUCAUGUGUUCCAGCGAGGGGAGUAUCGAGCUUACGUGGGCGGUGAGGAGAGGGCACGGGGACCCAUCUUUACCACCAAGGCAUCUCUGUCCAUGCAAGGCAUCAUCACCCUGGGCCAGGAACAGGACCAGCUGGCCGGAGGCUACGACUCCAGCCAAACCUUCCGGGGCUAUAUAGCACAGCUCAACAUCUACAACAGAAGUAUUACUGACGAAGAAGUUGAUCAACAGGCCACAUGUCAGGGAGCAACCCUUGGUGACAUUUUCUCCUCCGACAGGGAAGAAAUGGAGAAGUUUGGGGUCUCUAUGGAGACUAUAAAUGUUACUGAAUUUUGUAAGAAAAUGGUAGAAUAUAUAAUAUUCCCAGAGAUGCGAUACUUGCCACAGUCCAAACUUACAUGUGAGAGAGUAGGUUAUGAAGUAUACAGUCCCACCACGCCAGCUGAGAACACUAUGUUACAUAACUCAUCUGUACAAUUUACCGAAGAGUGCAAGUCUAAUUACCACCUGUGGGUCGGAGUUACUGAUGAGGAAGAGGAAGACGUAUGGCGUAAAUUUGUUGAUAAUGACGUAGUUACAGAAACAGUCUUCGAAACCAAUGAACCAAAUGGCGGCACUGGGGAAAACUGUAUACUUAUGUUUCUCCCCAACGGCCGUUGGGUGGAUACUUCCUGCGACAUCGAGUGGCCGGCUUGUGUCCCCUGUCAGAUUGAUCAGACGGCACCUUUGAGGUUGAGAGGCCUCUGUUAUAUGAAUGAGGCUGAAACAUUCUUUGAAGUUCUUGGCUACAAAGGAGGUAAACCAUUCCUGCACGGAUAUUACGGAUACAUGGUGUACAGAAACGAGAGAGAAGAGUGGCAGAUGUACGACACAACUCAGAGUGAGACGGUCGCUCUAGUAACUCUUCCCUCUAGGGACUCUUACCCUAUCGGUCGUCAUGUCUGGACAUUGAAAAAAUCUAUAUGUAAUAACCUCAUUAAUUCAACAAUUCAUAUGAGUUUCUCUGUUUGCAACAACUUUGAAUUCAGCUGCUCAAAUGGUGACUGCAUCCUGAAGGAACAGCGCUGCAACGGCAAGAAUGACUGCACCGACUUUUCCGACGAGGACAACUGUGAAAUGUUAGUUCUACCUCAAGGCUACCGGGCCAACCAACCUCCUGUCAACAGCUCGGAAGAUGAACCUAUCUAUCUCACGUCUAUUGUCAGAAUCCUUCGUCUGGUGGAUAUCAGCGAUGUUCGACGAUCUAUAAACGUAGAAAUGGAAUUGGAACUGUGGUGGCAGGACCUCAGACUCACCUACCUCAACCUCGGCGACACUCUGGAACUGAACAAGUUGACCAGUGAAGACACAACUAGCAUCUGGAAACCCAAGAUUACAUUCCCUAAUGUUUAUGAUGGUAACAUCAACACUAUAGAAGAGGAGAUAAGCCUCAGGAAGUUAGCCGAUCCUCAGACACCAGAUUUCAAUGAUGUUAAAAUGGAUGUGGCAUACACAGGAGAGUCAACUCUACUGGUGCAAAAACUCCAUUAUAGUGGGACAUUUGCUUGUUCGUUUGAUGUAUUCUACUACCCGUUCGACACCCAGCGGUGCUUCAUCCUGCUUCAGUUGGCUUCUGUACGUAAGGAACACACCAGCUUCACCAGCGACAAGACCACAGUCGAUUACUUGGAGGAGAAGCUACUCCCUGGCUAUGAGGUGACACACUGCACCGUCGCCGUCACUGACAGAGGCAACAACGAGACACGACACAGUAUGCUGCAGGUGAGACUAGAGUUGACCAGACGCUGGACAGUUAUUGUGCUGGCAGUCUACUUGCCUACCUCCAUGUUAUUGUGUAUCGGCUGCUCUACCCUCUUCAUCAAGCUGGAGCUCCUCGACGUACGUUUGGCAGUGAGUCUGACGACACUAUUGGUCCUGUACACACUCUUCAGCAACACUUCUAACUCCCUCCCCAUCACUGCCUACGUCAAGAUGAUCGACGUGUGGUUCUUCUACUGCAUCUUCCUCCUGUUCUUCAUUACGCUGACACACGUCCUUACCGAACACAUGGAUAAUAGAGAGCGAGAGCGUCCUAUUGUGGUUCAUCCCCUCAGGAGGCAGAAGGUGGAACCGAAAGUGCGAGAGGCAGAGAGAGUGUUGGUGACUGUAAGGUGGGUGGUGGUGCCUGUGUUGGUGCUGCUCUUCAACCUUAUCUACUGGGCACUCCUCCUAGGGUCUGCUUUUUAGUUUGCUUACGUCACUUUUCCCAUGUAGUGAGACCUCUAUUUAAUGGACUAUAUGAAAAAGAAGCUCUUUUAAAUGGAGGGUCUGUUAGAUGUGAAACCCCCAUCUAACAGAUUAUAUGCAGAGUUAAGUCCAUAAUAUGGAGGUUUCACUAGUAUCUAAUUAUAGAUGUACUGUAUCUAUGUUUAUCUAUCUAUAUAGCUACCCUUCUGUCUAUGUAUUGGACUGCCAGGAUCCAGCCGACUGGCUCUGCAACAGUCUUCCGGUUUGUCUCGCUAGCCAAUACAACCUACUGACUACUAAUGCCCCCAUGGUACCAAACCAUACCAAAAGGACCCAACUUUAUGCAAUAGAAUCUAUAUCAACAAGUUUAACCUCUUACAAUACCUUCAAUAGGUUUCCUUCAUGUGCACUUCACUAUGUUUUGCAAUGAGUGACAAUGGCAUUGUUAUUAAAUUACCUGUUCAUAAAAUUUGUAUGAGAGAUAUUUACCUUAUAAACUCUUAUAAGAGCAUUUACAGUCACACUUUACUAUUAUUGGCAGAUAGUCCACAAGAAAACGUGAAUAAACUUAUCUAACAUUGCUACCAUUAACUUCAAAACUAAUAACGGUUGAAUUUGCAGCUGUGAGCUGAGUGUGUGUGAGGUGUCACUGUAAACUCGUUAUUAUCUGAGUAAGAUGACCAUCGUGAACUGUAAAGGCUACUCGAUGAACUAAUAAAACACCCGUGUGGGGCCCUGCCGUUACAUGAAAGUGCGAGGAGCGGCACAAAAUUUUGGCGGGAAACUCAUUUCCAGAUUUAUGCCUGUACUUUCAAGAAGUAUGUAUAUAUGUAUAUUGUAAUGAUUAUAUGAAAUUGUACACCUCAUGUAGGCACCCACAUAAGCAGUUUGUGUAAGAGUGUAGAUAUAGGCGUGUAAAAGUUGGGUGUUGGGUCUUUGUAUGAGAUAUCGUAUACCCGUUUUACUGGCCGUCAACAGCUAAUGACAUUAUGGCCAUUGGAACCGUAUGCAAUUAUGGAAUGUAUUCAUACAUCAGAGAGAACAGGGAUGGUGGAAAAUAAAUUUCAACUGAAAGUAAAAGAAUUUUAUGAUUAAGGGAACACACAAAAAUUGAUGGACAAAUCAUCUUGGAUAGAUUCAGAUUUGCCCCCGAGGGGGCUAGUUUAUUGGGC